AGUUACAAUGAGAGUUUUAAGUAAUUAGUUAAUGCCAAAGAACUGUCUUAGGUAAUGUUUGAAUAUGCGUUGGAGCUCUUUUAAAUAUUGCUCCUUUUUACAACAGUGAAAUCUUUGUGAGUGACUGAAAAAAAUAAGUUUUACGCUACGGCGUUUGUGCAUAUUUCAAGUUAACUGUGCGAAUUCAAAGUGCAAUCAUGCGACGUAUGAAAAUGAACAUAAACCCGGAUCUGGGCGAUCUAGAGGAGAUGUUAGCCCACGUACAGACGCAGAUCGAGCAAGAAAUCGACCUGGAGAAGGAAUCCAAGAUGCCCUCACUAACCAGCGUCCAGGAAUCGCCCAAAAUGAAGCGGUCGUCUUCCAUGAAGACAGACUUCGAAUACCGGAAGCCUUUGCCGAGACCGCAACUAAACAGGAUACAAAGUGACAACGGCACCAAAAUCGAGGAUUAUAGACAUGAGUACGGUCAAACUAAUUUGAUACAAAACGGCCUGAGAGGGUCUCAAAGUAGUUUGAAGUCGAAUGAAGACGCAGGGUCUCAUAUUUCAUUCCAGUCCUUCAGGUCGGAGCCAGUCCGGCAUUCGGUUAUGAGUCUUCCGGACAAAAGGGACUGUAGUACCCUAAAUGGAAGGGGUAAAACUGCUACUUUACCUAGAGGGUACGGGUCUACGCGGGAGAAGAAUUGGGAGGAUUAUUGGGCCAACGAGCAAUCAAUCAGCAGCGCCCGCGCCUCCGUCAUGGUGUAUGACGACGCUGUGAAGAAGUGGAUACCCUCGGGCUCCAGUUCCGGCCUGUCCAAAGUCCACAUCUACCAUCACACGCAGCACAACACCUUCCGAGUGGUGGGCAGGAAGCUGAACGACCAUGAGGUGGUGAUAAACUGCGGCAUAGUCCGGGGUCUGAAGUACAAUCAGGCGACUGCCACGUUCCACCAAUGGCGGGACGCGCGGCACGUUUACGGGCUGAACUUCUCGUGCCGCGAAGAUGCGGACAGCUUCGCACGUGCCAUGAUGCAUACUCUCGAAAUCCUAGCGAACAAAGUGAUGAACAACACGGCGCCCCCUCCACCGCAGCCCCCCAACCCGCCUGUACCCUACAAUGGGCACAUUAACACUCACUAUGACGAGGACAUGGGAUACAGAACAAUGACCCGAGAGGAUGCGGCGAUACUCCAACAGCCGCAAUACCACGCGCCGCUCCAUCAACAGCACAUACCGCCGCAUCAGCAGCACCAGCCGCAACACCAACCGCAGCACCAACCGCAGCUAGCACCUCAACACCAACCGCAGCUAGCGCCGCAACACCAGCCGCAACCGCAACACCACCCGCCUAGUCAAUACCACGCGCCGCAUCACCAUCAUCCGGCCGCACCGCCAGUGAGCGUGGUCCAAAACGCACCCGCGCCGCCACCGCACGGCGUCCACACGCUACCGCACGCGCCAGCGCCGCCCGGCCACGGCCACCACCGCACCAACAGUGCCCCGAUGCCACCAAACAUGUCUCUCUCAGCCGCUUCCACCAUCACAGCGCCACCGCCAGUGCCGCCGCACCAGAACCUGCCAGCGAACCUGCCGUCUGCUAACGGUCCAAUAGCACCCCCCACUCCACCGGCUGCUCCACAGCCCCCGCCCAUGCAACAGACUCCGCCCCCACAACCUCAAGCGCCGGCUCCACCGCCCCCGCCGCCGCCUCCAGGCGCGCCCCCGCCGCCCGGCGCCGCCCCUGCCGUGACCCCCGCGUGUCCCCCGCCCCCACCGCCGCCACCGCAGCCCCCCGCAGCCGACCUGUCCGGCCUUGCGGCGCAAUUGCAGCAGGCCAGGCUCAAACGGCAGGCCAAGCAACAACAACAGCAGUCAUCGGGUAGUGCGACCCCCGGCAGCGAAGCCUCCCCCCCGGGCGGGGUGGGCUCCGACCCCCCGGCCAACCCGCGCGGCAACUUACACUGUAUGAUGCACGAGAUGCAACGGACCCUCGCGCGGCGCAGGGCACACCUCGCGCACUUGGAUAAAAGCGAGCAGGAGUCGUCAACGGAGAGUUCGGCCAGCUCCACGCCGAUGAAGUCGUGGGAGAGGUCGGCAACGUUGCCGCAUCGGAUGCCCGCCGCCUGCAAUGGCAACUCGACGAACAACGAUGGCAGUGCGCCUGCGCAAUCCCCUAGAGCGGCGCGGAAGCGGUUCGGUUCCGCGAGCGAGGAAACUAUACUAAAGCAAGUGAACGGCGGUAACGAGAAUGGCUGCGUCUCUGCUGCCGAGUGGGACAACUUCAAACAAGACGUGCUGCGUGAGAUACGCUCGCAAGUCACCCAGAUGAAGCGGGAGAUACUCGAUGCCAUGAAGGCGGAGUUCGCGCGUAGGUAAACUAGUCCCUCGCAGGCCGCACCGGUGGAACAGUACUAAGCAAUCAUACCGUACAUAACAUGGGACAGUUCUAAGCAAGCUUACCAUACAGUAUACACUUAUGUACCAUAGUAAUUUCAACUACGUUAUUUAUACACAUUAGACAUAUGGGAUAGAAGCAGGCGUUAGUUCGGAGUUAAUGAUAAACAAUUAAUUAUUAACAUUAAAGCCUAAUCUGCUUUAAUUCGCGACAACAAGUUUAAAAAAGUGGUGUAUUAUUGUAUGUUCUUUUUUUGUUUUCACUUAAUUUGUAGUUAAAAUAGCCUGCAGUACAU
Pararge aegeria (speckled wood butterfly) is the source of this 2671-nucleotide messenger RNA. It is a transcript of the gene ena, whose product is annotated as protein enabled. The coding region runs from base 198 to 2357 and encodes 719 amino acids. The record is from RefSeq and is a predicted model, not a curated record. Lineage: Eukaryota; Metazoa; Arthropoda; Insecta; Lepidoptera; Nymphalidae. The transcript has 14 exons.